Messenger RNA from Aspergillus welwitschiae, 351 nucleotides. RefSeq lists its product as uncharacterized. The transcript is spliced from 4 exons. NCBI's taxonomy places the organism in Eukaryota, Fungi, Ascomycota, Eurotiomycetes, Eurotiales, Aspergillaceae. The record is from RefSeq and is a predicted model, not a curated record. Bases 1 to 351 code for a protein of 116 amino acids.
AUGAGACUUCUUGCGGCCCUAUCCUUGCCCGCCUUCAUGGCAAGCUUGACUGCAGCGCAGUCUACGCCUUUUGAGCACACAUUGCUCUUCCCAUUGGCAAAUUUUCAUGGUAGUGAUGGCACCGCUGUCACUAGUAUUGGUGGCUGCAUCACUCUGCCUGGAGAUGCCCCUAUUGGAUCUGUCCGCGUCGCAUCGGAUGAGUUCUGUAUUCUGUACCCGAAUAACUACUGUCAGGGCGACACCAGCCAGACAAUUUCUGCAAACGUUGCUCAAUUUCCAGACUCUCAGACGUGGAUUGGUAUCAGCUGUAGCUCUGGCAAUCCUGAUAGUUCUGAUGGAUUUGGUCCCUGA